Molecule: messenger RNA, 1041 nt
Organism: Chironomus riparius
Lineage: Eukaryota; Metazoa; Arthropoda; Insecta; Diptera; Chironomidae
Source: the annotation of a GenBank genome assembly
UACUUUUCCACUUCUGUUGAUUUUUUUGUGAGUUUUUCUCUUAGUCGGCAGUCUUCAAGUGGUUUUCGUGGUGCAAUGAGAUUAGAUUUUGUGGCUUUAUGUGUGAUUAUUUCACAAGUUUACGGGAAAAAUGUGACAGAUGAUAAAUACACUCCUGUUGUGAUGUGGCAUGGCAUGGGUGACUCAUGCUGCUUUGUAUUCUCACUCGGGUCACUUAAAAAGUUGAUUGAAAGAACUUUGGAUAAUCGGAUUUAUGUAAAGUCACUGGAGAUUGGUGGAUCGUACAUUAGGGAUUAUGAGUCAGGAUACUUUAUUCAUCCUGAUAAGCAGAUUGAAGACGCCUGCAUUCAAAUCACAAAUGAUAAGAAUUUAAAGAAUGGUUUCAAUGCCAUUGGAUUCUCACAAGGUUCACAGUUCCUAAGAGCACUCGUGCAACGAUGUCCAUCAGCUAAAGUUAAGAAUUUGAUCACGCUCGGUGGACAACAUCAAGGCGUCUACGGCCUCCCAAACUGUCCAUCCUUAACCACAAAAACCUGUGAAUAUCUCCGUGAGAUUCUGAACUUCGCAGCUUACGCCGGUUGGGUUCAACGAACUCUCGUCCAAGCCACAUAUUGGCAUGAUCCAAAGAACGAAGACAUCUACAGAACCAAAAGCACAUUCAUUGCUGAAAUCAACAAUGAAAAGUCAGUCAACCAAAAAUACAUCGACAGGCUCCAAAAAUUAGAAAAUUUCGUCAUGGUUAAGUUCAUGAAUGACUCGAUGGUUCAGCCAGUUGACAGCUCAUGGUUUGGAUUUUAUAAGCCUGGAAGUGAUGUGGAACUGAUGACAUUAGAACAAAGUGAUAUUUUUACAAAAGAGAAGCUUGGACUGAAGAAAAUGAAGGAAGAUGGAAAGCUUAAGUUUAUUGAGAUUGAGGGGAAUCAUCUGCAGUUUAGGAAUGAGUGGUUUAUUGAGAAUAUUGUUAAUGCUUACUUGAAGAACUAAAAUAAGUAAUUAAAAUAAUUUUAUGAGAUUAAAGGAGACAAAUUGCUAUUUUAUUAA